GUUCCUUGUGCAUGCGUGCCCCAGAGUCUCACCGCUGUAUCUGGGGCCACUACCUCUUACGUUAGUGUGACUGCUUCGUGAGAAAUGGCAUACAGCCUAUGGAUUGCCUUACUCAUGUUCCCGGUUCUGGUGCACUGUCAAAGUGGAGGAGAAUUGGUUGACAAUGGUGAGCUGCCAUUCCUCUUUAAGAGUUAUAUUUAAAUGAUUUACAUUCAUUGAUUUAAUAGGAGAUUUAAUCCUGAAGACUCAGUGCAACACUUGUGUCCAACACAGUGAUGGUGCAACAUUAACUGUUCAUUCUCAUUCUGUACGAAAAUGUAUUUGACAAAAGAUUUGCUGCUCUUGACCCCAUCCAAACCGCUGAAAUUGUUUUGUUUUGUUUCCUUUCCAGAACCCAGAAUACUCUGCACCUCUCAUCUCAGUGUCUUGGCAGGAAACAGCCUAACCUGCCACCUUGAUGAUGAUGCCGAUGAUGAUGAUGAAAUCGAGGACAUAAAAGCCAUGGGUCUUUGGUAAUAAACCUCCUUGAAGACCACUGAACAUCAGAUGUAUUAGUUAGGAGCUUAUACAACACAAAUGACAAAUAUCAUGGGUAGAAGAACUCCACCCUUACUGCAUAUUCAGAUAUCCAGAUGUGUAAAAUCCUCAGAUGGAUUAGGAAAUUAUUUAUUGAUAAUGUGAUUUUAUGAACAUUAUGUUUACAGCUACACAGACGACAAAAAGCAACGCUGUUUGACAAAGAAGGGUAAUAAUGUCACAUUUACGGACCUGGACACUCUGCAAUCGUAUAAUCUCACCGUUCAAUUCAAACGAGGCGGCACAUUUUGGAAAAGAAUGAGUUUGAGAGAAAUAAGUAAGUUAUCAUAAUUUCAUACCUUCUCACCCUAUGGUUUGAAUGAAAGUAACAUGAGGCAUUUUUACAUGACACCUUCUAUCAAUUGAUAGCCCUUAGUUGGCACUUGCAUCAAUUGCCCUGAACACAUAUCCUCUGUUUCUUGUUCUUCUUUAUGUUUCAGUUAAACCCAGGAGUCCUUGGGUGGUGAAUGCCACAUUUCUGAGGACCUCCAACCGGGCUCUUAUUUACAUUGGGAAUCCAUACCUGAACGAUUACCUGAAACACAACAAUCAACUGUUCCAACUACGCAUCUGGAGUGUCAAAAAUACUCUGGUGCAGUUGCCAAAAGCCUAUUUUUCUUGGAUUUGUGGAUGCAAAAGCUUAAUUAUAUUAUCAUAAUUUCCAUAUCAUUGAAUCAGAAUAAGCAGAAUCUACCGCACACUCAAAACUGAUUAGUGAAGGUGCAUGAGGAAAAAUGCAAAACUGAAGAAACAGGAAAAACUCUCCGCACACUUCCAGUCAGAUUUAUUUUAAUAGAGACUAAGCUUUCGGUCAGUUGAACUUCAUCAGAGAAUAUCAUUCAAUUAGGCUGUUCUGAGGGCAAAAAGGUCUGCAACUAAAUAUUAGGAAGGUGUUCCUAAUGUUUUGUACACUCAGUGUAUCUGGAAACAUUAACUUAUUGUCUUGUUCUUCUUUUAUGGUGUACCCUGUUCAAAGGUUAAAAACAUGACCUAUCAGCCUCUGAUCAUUGAGGGGGACGAGUACCUCCAUAAGAACACAGAGUAUCAUGUCAAGGUUCGAGCCAAGCCAAACGGGGGGUACUUUGAUGGCAGCUGGAGUGAGUGGAGCGCCUCUCUCAGUUUCAGCACCAACGCAGGUAAAAAAAGACUUGUGUCUAAAAAGCUUAGCAUGAUAUCUGGACUGUGCAGUUAGGUGGAAGUGACAGAGCAAGGUACAGGAAAUGUGAGUCACAUGCAUCAUCUCUCUCCUACUUCCCUACAGAGACAGACGUGCAGUUGCUUUCCUAUUCUUUCAUCGUGCCCAUUGCUGCCCUGCUGCUGGUCACUUUGGCAGUUGGUCUUUUCUGGAGAAAACAGUGAGUAUCAAAUUGAUCUCCUUUUGCUCUGCACAUCAACUUGUGUGUGUGUGUGUGUGUGUGUGUGUAUGUGUGCAUGUCCUCCAUGUCAUCCUCUUGAUGUCUCUCUGUCCUCACAGAAUACAUUCCUUCAUAUGGCCAAGCAUUCCACAUCCCAAACACACACUUCUCCAGAUUGCCCAGACCUACGAGCCAAUGAAGGUAAGUCCUCUGAUAUGCACUAGACAGUGAACGAUAAUGGCCAUAAUGAGUUAUGAGGAUAUUGGUUUAUCCCAUCUCUUUCCUUUAACCCAGCAGGGCCCACCUGUGAGCUUUGACCCUGAGGUGUUCAGUGACCUCAACAUCCAGCAGGUGGAGCCGGACAAGGAGCAGGACCUUACCGCCCAACCCCCUGACUCUGACUCCCAUCGACUCGCUGAGGUAAAAGAUCAAUGCCUCAUUCAAGAGUGUAAUAGGGAUACGACGUCCUGCCAUACAACCAGUAGUGGAUGGUCAGAGGCCAUACUGCUGAGGUGUGAGUCCCCAGGAGAGCACCUCGACGCUGGGGCGGGGAGCAGUGGGAACAGUGGCUCCACCGUGGGGAUCCUGGAUCUGAGGAGUGACAUUGAGAGCAUGGAGACAGACGACAGUGAUGGUAACAUUGGUCCUGAGGGGCUAGGUGCUACUCAGCAAGGAGGCAAGGAUGAGGCUUAUGUCACCAUGUCUAGUUUCUAUCAGAUCCAGUGAGAGAGAGAGAGAGAGAGAGAGAGAGAGAGAGAGAGAGAGAGAGAGAGAGAGAGAGAGAGAGAGAGAGACACAGACAGACAGACAGAGUCAGUCAGUCAGUCGGAAUGAUCUAGUCAAGAUUAAUUAUAGCUGCUUAUUAUACUCUUACUCCGAGUGACUUUGGCUGCUUUUAUUUGAAGUCUAUUUAUUUCACCGUGACUCAUCCACUGACUUCCAGUAUCACAGGAGACUAGCAGAACUCAAUGCACA
This is a messenger RNA of Coregonus sp. 'balchen', 2906 nucleotides long. The record is from the annotation of a GenBank genome assembly. Lineage: Eukaryota; Metazoa; Chordata; Actinopteri; Salmoniformes; Salmonidae.